AUGCACAGUGCCAAGAUGACUGCCCAGUCUAGGGCACUCGCUGUGCCAGAGGUCCUGACUUUGGUCUUACACGAACUAGACAUGCAUACACUGCUCGUUUCCGCCCAGCGAGUCUCUCGGAUCCCAAAAGACAACAAUCUCGCGCCUGUCUUCAACCCGCUUCUAGCGACCAAUUUUCCCACAUUAAUCCCCAAAAAUGACCGAACGAUCAACCAGCCAGCAAGGUUCGUGGACCUGACAGUCCUCGAUAUUGCUCUUCAUGAGACAAUACAGUCCAGAUAUCUUCGCCCUGAAGCAAGUUGGCGCCACAUGUUGACCCAACAACCGCCGGCAUUUACACUUGCUUCUAUAACGCGGAGUGUGAACGCUGAAGGAGUGAGUCUCAAGAGAUCAAGAGGGCCUCGCCAAGAUGAGGGGUUACGUAUGGGUACUCUCUUUCAGUGGGUUCUAUCCCUACCAGGUCAUCUCUUCCCCAUUGGCGUGACCAUAUUCUUCGGAGGGCCUUCGCCUGUGAAUACCAAUAUGCCAUUUUUCAACUCAGGUGGUUUCUGGGCAGAAUUGUAUAAAGACAUUGUCGCUAAGCAUGACGUUAUCCUGUCGGCAGAUAUGGGAAGCAUUUCGGACAUAUCUUAUGAAAAUAUAUCAUACGAUGAGUAUGAAGGAUAUCAGCCUGAGAUUAGCGAGGACGCGGAAACCAGGGAUUUUCUCUACGACGCUUUUCAAAGAGCAGACCUGUUUGCAUCUGACUUGUCAUUUGAAAACUACGAGUCGUGA
Molecule: messenger RNA, 774 nt
Organism: Penicillium cosmopolitanum
Lineage: Eukaryota; Fungi; Ascomycota; Eurotiomycetes; Eurotiales; Aspergillaceae
Exons: 2
Coding region: 1-774 (257 amino acids)
Source: RefSeq, a predicted model, not a curated record